CUGCCGUUCGUGGAGGAUACGGCGGUAUCGCCGGAGAAGCUGCCGCAGUUCGUGAAGCGGUUCGACGAGAUUGUGCGGGCGCACGGCACCGAGGCAGGGUACUACGGGCAUGCGAGCGUGGGCUGCCUGCAUAUUAGGCCGCUGAUUAAUCUGAAGGAGAGCGAAGGCGUCUCCAAGAUGGUGUCCAUAUCAGACGAGAUAAGCGACCUCGUCCUGGAGUACGGCGGGUCGUUGAGCGGCGAGCACGGGGACGGGCUUGUUCGCAGUCCGUACAACGAGAAGAUGUUCGGCAGCCAGAUAUAUGACGCCUUCCGGGAUGUGAAGCGGGCGUUCGAUCCGGACGGCAUUAUGAAUCCGGGCAAGAUCGUGGAUUCGCCGCCGAUGACUAACAGCCUGCGAAUCAGCCCGCAGUACAAACCGAUAGAGAUCGAGACGGCCUUCGCGUACAAGGAAGAGGGCAGCUUCGCGCACGCGAUAGAGAUGUGCAACGGUCAGGGCGCGUGCCGCAAGGUGCUGGGUGGGACGAUGUGCCCGUCGUACAUGGUGACGCGCGAUGAGGAGCAUUCGACGCGAGGGCGGGCGAAUGCGCUGCGAGGGGCGAUGUCUGGGGCGCUGCCGCACGAGUCGCUGACAAGCGAGCGGAUGAUGGCGGUGAUGGACCUGUGCCUCGAAUGCAAGGGGUGCAAGGCGGAGUGCCCGUCGAAUGUGGAUAUGGCCAAGCUGAAGUAUGAGUUUAUGGACAAGUACAAGAAGAAGAACGGGUACUCGCUGCGGGACAGGCUGAUGGGCGAUGUGGCGUUCUUCAACAAGCUGGCGUCGCCGCUGGCGCCGCUGACGAACCUGCCGCUGAAAUCCGCAAUCGGCAAGGAGAUUCUGGAGCGGUACGCGGGCAUCGACAAGCGGCGGGAGCUGCCGAUGCUGGCGAGCCAGACUUUCAGGCAGUGGUUCAGGGCGUCGGGCGGUUCACCUGCAUCGGACGCUAAGCACGGCACGGUAGUGCUGUUCCCUGAUACUUUCACGAACUACAACCAUCCGAGCUGGGGAUUGCGGCGGUGA
Molecule: messenger RNA, 1056 nt
Organism: Geodia barretti
Lineage: Eukaryota; Metazoa; Porifera; Demospongiae; Tetractinellida; Geodiidae
Source: the annotation of a GenBank genome assembly